Molecule: messenger RNA, 270 nt
Organism: Laccaria bicolor S238N-H82
Lineage: Eukaryota; Fungi; Basidiomycota; Agaricomycetes; Agaricales; Hydnangiaceae
Exons: 3
Coding region: 1-270 (89 amino acids)
Biological process (GO): mitochondrial respiratory chain complex IV assembly
Cellular component (GO): mitochondrion; mitochondrial inner membrane
Source: RefSeq, a predicted model, not a curated record
AUGGGAGGACCCAAUCUCGAGGUUUUCAAAUUUAGUCUCUACCUCUUUGUUCCCAUUGCAGCACUCGUUCAUUUCGGGGACCCAGAAUGGUAUAGGCGUCACGUCGUUCCGUAUCGGGAUAAGCUCUUCCCCUCUCUUGAUAGAACCAUACAGCAAAUACCAACGGACCAGAGCGGCGUACGAGAGGAACUCGCCAGGAUCAAAUCAGAGAGGUUGGCAAAACGCGCGGCGCGAGAGGCAGAAGAGGCCGAAGCUAAGGCAAGAGAAUGA